Messenger RNA from Pyrus x bretschneideri (Chinese white pear), 1482 nucleotides. Its product is annotated as peroxisomal nicotinamide adenine dinucleotide carrier. Bases 99 to 1172 code for a protein of 357 amino acids. Lineage: Eukaryota; Viridiplantae; Streptophyta; Magnoliopsida; Rosales; Rosaceae. The transcript is spliced from 11 exons. The record is from RefSeq and is a predicted model, not a curated record. Gene Ontology annotation, biological process: transmembrane transport; nucleotide transport.
AAUUGCCUUUGUUUGAAGAUAAUCAAGUGAAGUGAAGUGGCGGUUGAAAAGUGAAGUUGAGUACGAAGGGAAAGUACUCUACUAGUAGAGAGAGAAAAAUGUCGAACGCAGUGGCGAAUGGUCUGGCAGGAGCCGGAGGUGGUAUCAUUGCCCAGAUUAUCACUUAUCCCCUCCAAACAGUCAAUACGCGCCAACAAACGGAGAGAGUAUCCAAACAAUCAUUUGCUAAUUCCAAACGGCUUGGCACGCUUGUCCAAAUACUCCAGGUCAUAAGAAGCGACGGUUGGGGAGGACUAUACAGCGGCCUUAAGCCUUCUCUGCUCGGGACUGCCGCUUCACAGGGAAUUUAUUACUUUUUUUACCAGGUUUUCAAAAACAAGGCCGAGGCCAUUGCAAUUGCCCGUAGAGCAAAAGGACGCGGGGAUGGUACUAUUGGGAUGUUUUCUUGGCUUCUUGUGGCGGCUUUUGCCGGUUCCUUGAACGUGUUGCUGACAAAUCCUAUAUGGGUUCUCGUCACUCGUAUGCAGACACAUACUCAAGCAGAGAGAAAAAUUAUGGAGGAAAGAAAGGAAGCUCUCUUAAAGGAAGCUUCUAAAAACUGUUUGACAGGUUCAGCAUUGCAAGAUAAAUUGGCUGAACUUGAUUCAAUAAAACCUCGUCCGUAUGGAACUUUGCAAGCGGUGCACGAGGUUCAUACUGAAUCUGGAAUUGCCGGAUUUUGGAAAGGCAUUAUCCCAACACUUAUUAUGGUUUGCAACCCAUCAAUACAGUUCAUGAUUUAUGAAAGCUCUUUAAAGCAUAUGAAGACGAAACGUGCUGCCAGGAAGCAGGGAUCAAAAAAUGUAACUGCUUUGGAGGUUUUUUUGUUAGGGGCGAUUGCAAAACUAGGAGCAACCAUCUCAACAUACCCAUUGUUAGUUGUCAAGUCAAGACUGCAAGCAAAGCAGGAGAUCGGGGGGAAUAUUUCACUAAGAUACUCAGGUACUUUCGAUGCUAUAACGAAGAUGAUCAAGUAUGAAGGAUUGCCUGGAUUUUACAAAGGGAUGAGCACAAAGAUAGUACAAAGUGUUUUUGCAGCCUCUGUACUUUUUAUGGUUAAGGAGGAAUUCGUUAAGAUUUACAUGUUGCUGGCAGAUAAGUGCAGUAGGGUGCUGCUUAGUUCAGCAAAAUGAUUACUCCAUUGUAAGAUGAAAUUGUGUGUCCUUGAUUAAAAUGUGGAAUAUAUUUAAACUGCCAUUGCAGCCCGAGUGACCAGCUUAUGUACUUUUCACACACGCACGGACACGCAAAAACGCACUGUUACAAGUGUAAGUAAGUGUGUGUGUGUGUGUGUUGCAUGUACUCAUUCUGGGAAAUCGCAUGGGGAUCAAGGGUUCAGACUGUUAGUUUAUUACAUCCAUAAUCAUUGUAAAACAAAGGAAGCACUUCUGGACAAUAUGAUCUUAAUGAUGUUUAGAUUUAUGAACCAUCUUUCCAUCUCAA